Messenger RNA from Podospora pseudopauciseta, 5349 nucleotides. RefSeq lists its product as uncharacterized. The coding region runs from base 1 to 5349 and encodes 1782 amino acids. Gene Ontology annotation, molecular function: DNA binding. The record is from RefSeq and is a predicted model, not a curated record. Gene Ontology annotation, biological process: telomere maintenance. Gene Ontology annotation, cellular component: chromosome, telomeric region. Lineage: Eukaryota; Fungi; Ascomycota; Sordariomycetes; Sordariales; Podosporaceae. The transcript has 3 exons.
AUGGAGAUGGCUGAAGACGGAAACGUCGCUGCGCUUUUGGCGACCAAACUCGCAACACCCAUUGCCCAGCUUGGCCCCGAUUUGCCAGAUCAACCAUCGCGAACCGUGCGAGGCGAAGUUGGCAUUACCUGGCCCUACAACUCGGUCACCGAGACCUUUGCUUUCUUGCUGGCAGAGCCCGAUGUACGACUGCGUCGUGCUCGAGGUCAAGUUCGCAUCGAGCUCCAUGGUCCCAGCGCAAGGAUUCUUUCAAAAUGUGGUCUAGGAGCUGGUGAUGAGCUACUCUUCUCUCUAGAGGAAGUAACAUGGACAAAGGACACAUCGCCAGGCGGCAUCCCUGGCUCCAGAGUGGAAUGGCAAUUGCAGUUCGACGAGAAGUUUGUCUUGCAGAUAAAAUCUGGCGAAACAAACCAGCUCAGACACUUGAACAUCGACCAUCCCGAACUCGAGACCGAGGCCUCGCCUCGACCCCCGGCUCCGCCUGCGACAGCACCUCGACUAUCGACACCUGAGCCCGAAGAACCACCCGAACACGUCCCUACAAUCCGCAAAUUUUUCGAAGUUGCCGAGAACGAAUAUGCAUCCCCAGCACUCAUCAAACGGCAGCGACUGUCGUACGGUGCGCUGUUCGAGGAUGGGUUUGACCCUUUCGAGGAAGACGGAGGAGUCAAGGGCAAGGGUCGCAAACGAACUCGGUUUGGCCGCGACAGCAGUGCGUGGCGCUAUACCAGCCAGUCACCUAGUCCUGAACCUCAGUCACCGGCUGAGGAGUCUAUGGACGAAGAUGUGACCGAGAAAACGUCCCCGCAGCCUUCGCCACAAAAGGAAAUGCUGGAUGAGGGAGUCCAGACAGUCGAUAUUGAAAUGACCGAGCCCACGGACGAGGCGGUGCAAACAGAGCCAGUACAGCCCGAGUCAACACGGGUCGAAGCAGCGCAAACGGAGCCGAUGGAGACGGAGCCGGUACGGACAAAGCCAGUGCGGACACCCCCAGUGCGUACAGAGAGCGCCAUGGACGUGCUUAGCCAAGCAGCGCUUGCUCAUGCGCAGCAGGCACAGAAGUCUCCGGCUUCCGAGGAGCAACCCAGGCUUUCCCAAGCUCAGCAGGAGAAAAGGUCACCUGUUGCUCAGGAGCAGCCAGCUCUCACGAUGCCAGAAUUGCCCCCUGCUACCCCCCAACAUGACCAGGCUUCUGGAAAGCCCACUGAAAGCCGAUCCAGUCCCCCGGCUGCCAAUGCCAACACGGACAUGCCCAAACUUGAUGCCGCCCAAAAGCCUGCCACGGAUACGUUUGCUAGUAGCUCACUUUUUGGCACCCCCAAGACUCCUGGUUUCUCCAUGUUUGGCACUGGCCCGCCCGCCCGGAUCCAAUCACCUUCAAGCAUAGCAGACCAAGUUAGAUUCGGGUUUUCUCACAUUCCACAUACCGCACCCACUCCGGAUGCUCACGAUCAACAUUUCCAUGGGGCCACUGGCUUUGAUAAGAACGAGGCAUAUCCUGAUUCGUAUCUUGAUGACGCGCCGUCUGGUGUGCAUAUCAACAACUAUUUUGCGUCGGCCGACACUCAAGACCUGCCCAUUCAACAGCCUCCCAUGGCGGAGAACUUUGAUAACAAUCAGUGGACGGUUACUACAGAGUCCCCGCGCUAUAACCAAACCGAGGGCGGCCACUUUGGUGAUGACGCUCUGGAGGAGGGCACCCGGAUGCCUCCUGGCGAUGCGGCUCUCCACGCUGCUCAUGUUACUCCUAACACAUUGCCGGAUGGGUUUGCUAGCUAUGGGCAUGGCGGGUUGCAAGGCCAGUUUGCGGAUGGUGGACUUGCUACUCAGGAAGCUCGUGGCUAUGGAGAGGGUGAUGACUCACUUGAGGAAGACGCCGUUGGUGUAGACGAUGAGGAGGAUCAAGAUGCCGUCCAAGAUGAGUACGCGUAUGGUGAGCCCAUCGAAGAAGGCGAUUACGACCAGCGAAACUACGUUGAGCCCUCGGAUGAUGAUGAGGGUCUAUCUGAACAGGAAGAGGAGGUUCAUCAGGAGAUUGUUGAUCGGUAUGGUGAUGCUGGGGUGUUGGAUGAGUCUGAGUUUAAGGGAUUCAAUGAUUUGUCUGAGGACCAGGAGGAGGACGAUGAAGAGGAGUAUGAUGAGGAGGAGGAGGGGGAUGAGUAUGAUGAUUAUGAGGAGGCUCCGGCGGCUAAGCCAGUUUAUACUGGGAGGGUGCUGCCGCAGGCGAAUCCGAAGGGGCCGAUGGUGAUUAGCUUGCUUUCGGACUCUGAGGAUGAUGACGUGUCUAUGCCUGCGCCCAAGGCACCUCCGGCUGCUGAACCGACGCAGGAGACUCGUAAGAGCCCGGGGAUUGGUUCUGAUCAGGUUGAUCCGGGUCUUUCUGAGGAGGUUGAGGAAUCUGAGGAAGCUAAGGCAUCUGAAGCAGCUAAGGACUCUGAAGAGGACGAGGAGGGAUCUGAGGAGGAGGAUCGGGAGCUUGAGGAGGAUGUCUAUGAUUCUGAGGAGGAGAUGCCGGAUGCUGAAGAGGAGGUCUCGGAGGUUGGAGGGGCUGGAGUGGAGUAUGAAUCAGCAUCUGAAGACGAAGUUGGAGAUCUCGAGGUGGAGGAAGCUUCUGUUGGAGAUGAAGAUGAAGAUGAAGACGAAGCUGAAGACCACACGGCGGAAGGGGCUUCCGACGAAGAUGAAGAGCCUGAAGAGGAAACCUCGGGCCGUGGAGAUGAAGCGCCACAACCAAGGGAUGGGCCUUCAGCCAGAGAUGAGGCUUCGGAUGACGAGCAUGAGGCUACAGCGCUCAAGUGUGAGGUUUCGAAGCCCAAGGAAGCAGCCAACGAGGCCGAAGACGAGGCCCCUGCGGUUGCUGGUGGCCAGACCCAUGUGGUUGACUUUGCUGUUCACCAAGCUGAUGGGCACGACGAGCAAGCACGCGCACCCGCUGAUGAGCAUGGCGACAAGGAAGACUCCUUUGUCAUGUCGGCACCUGAAGACACGGACGAGGUGUCUGGUUCCGAGUCUGAACUUGAGAUUGAACCGCCCAAGGUUGCUGCUGUUUCAGAGUCGGAGGAUAAGGCAUCCGAGGCUGAACCGGUGGCCGCCUCUCCCGAGAAGGCUGCCGCUUCAGAGUCGGAAGAUAAGGAAUCCGAGGCUGAAGAGCCGGCUGCUACUGCUACAAACGAAGCCGAGGAGAUUGAACCAAAGGUCGACCAGUCAGAUGCCGCAGCCAAAUCGGAACUUGAGCGGCCAGAUGUCACUGCUGCCGAGUCGGCCAGCCAAUUCGACGUUGAUGAUGAACCCGAGCAUGAACACGAUGCUGAUUAUAUCCCUUCGGAAGAUGAGAAUGACGAAAUUGACGUGGCUGACGAUGUGCCCUCCGGGGACUUCGACAGGGAACUCGAGGAUUUCUAUGACGACAUGGUACUGGAACAACUCGAACAAGAGCAGGCUAACCAGCGUAUGGCGUCCGAGUCGGCAGAUGACAAGAUGUCACUUGCGAGUCAAGUCGAGGCCGAUGACGACCAGAUGGAUGUCGAAGACGACCACGAAAAAGCCAGCACGGCCGAACCCAUGUCGGUGGUUGACGAUGACGUCGAUGUUGAUAUGCUUGAUGCGGGAACGCCGCAUUUCGAGUCGCCUAUGGAAGCAGAGACGCCACGAGCAGAGGUCGAGUCUAGCAUGAUCAUUACCGAGGUGAUUGAGGAGGUUGUUGAGGAGACUGUUAUCAUGGAGGUGACGACUGAGAUUCUUGUAGAGGAUGCUGCUAUGGACCAGGAAGCGACUGAGGAAGCACAGGAAGAGGUGUUGGAGGACACACAGCAGCAAGAGGACACGGAUGCUGUCGAGGAAGUUCAUCUGGAGCCUGUUAAGGAGGCAGAGGAAGAAGUCCCGGUGCCUGUUGUCGACGAGGAGAAGCCAGCAGUGGUGUCUCUGGAGUCGGUUGAGGGUGCAACUGCACCAGCCAACAAUGAAGCAAUGGGUAAAGAAGUCCCUGCCUCGCCUCCUCUCACCAACUCUUUUGCAUCUCAGAAGAAACUGUCGCCAUUCGCCCAAGGGUUUCAGGAAGCAAUGCGGGAGACAGAGCUGCCCCCAACCCCUCUGCAGAGCAUGGUGCAAGCGGAGCCUGAGGAUCACGAUGUCGAGGAGGAACAAGAAACCCAGCAGGCUGACGCGGGUGUUAUUCUAGAGCAGCCAGGCAACAACAGUGCUGGCUCGCCAGAUUUGAGCUUCAACGCGGGCGAGUCUGAUGCGGAAGAAGUCGCGUCAGUCCUGAGUGCGCCUGUUCGGAAGGCUGCAGCGACGCGUGCAAGCAACCGGAAUAAGAACAAGAAAAAGGCCGUCAGAGGCAAGAGCGCACAAUUAGAGCUUUCCGAGCCGCCCACGCAAACCAGAGCUGUUUAUAAGAGCGCCGAGGAAGAAAUCACGGUCCAGACGCCAUCCUCUCAAGAGCACAUGUCACCGCAACCCGAAAUGGCAGCGUCAUCAUCCUCCUCGCCAGAUGUGAGCGUCAAGCUCGCCCAGCAGUCGGUAGCAGCGCGACGGAGCAAGAGAGGGCAACCACAGCCACAGGAGCCGCAGCCAACACGAAUUAGCCCGCGACUUGCCAGGAGGCGGUCGAACAGCUUACAGUCGAGCAACCAGGACGCCGAGGAAGAGCCCAAGGGGUCUUUUAACUUGCCCUCCAACCGCGAUCUCAGCGUUUUAUUGGCGAGAGGCGCGCUGGCCUCGCCAUCCAAGGGAGAUGUCAGCGUCGGCCUCGCAAAGGAUGCGCUGAAUUCUCCGUCCAAAACCAAGUCAGCUUCCCCUCUGGUCGACGACAACAACACCAGCACCGCCGCCUUGAAGGCCGAUCUGACCAAGCGCCUCCGCCAGGAAUUCCCCGACUGCAUCAACUUGACCUCACUGAAAUACCACGUGGACGAGCACCCCGUCGUCGCCGCGAUUGUCACCUCUGAACCCACCACGCCUGUCCGCGCCAAGAAGGGACCGAGGGAAUACGUCAUGUCGUUUCACAUUACCGACCCGUCGAUCGCGCCGGGUAGUGUUGUGGAGGUGCAGCUGUACCGACCACACAAGGAGUCGCUGCCUGUUGUCAGGGUGGGGGAUGCGGUUUUGCUGCAGAGGCUGCAGGUCAAGUCGAUUAGCAAGAAGGGGUUUGGGCUGAGGUCGGGGGAGGAGUCGAGCUGGGCGGUGUUUGAUGCUGAUGAGGGGGCGCCGCAGGUUAAGGGGGCGCCGGUGGAGGGUUGGGAGGGUUAUAGGGGGUAUAUGACUGGUUUGAGGGGGUGGUGGAGGAGUUUGGAUUCGGGUGCUAGGGGGAGGGUGGAGAGGGCGGAUAGGAAGAUGAGGGAGGCUAAGUAG